Molecule: messenger RNA, 400 nt
Organism: Gryllus bimaculatus (two-spotted cricket)
Lineage: Eukaryota; Metazoa; Arthropoda; Insecta; Orthoptera; Gryllidae
Source: the annotation of a GenBank genome assembly
AGUCAACACGAGCAAAUAUUUCACAGUUGCCUCGAGCGCAUUAUAGCUGAUUUACUUUCGCUGUUUGAGGCUGAGAAUCUGUUUGCACAUUAUAAAGGUAAUCCAUGGGGCGUGCCAUCAUCCCUUUCGCUGUGCAACUGGAAGACUUUUCGGAAUCACAUGAAAGGUGGGCUUAGCACUUGAUCACAUCUGAAGAGCCGUUGGCAAGCAACUGCAGAAAAGCUGUUCCGGGAAGGUUUAUACAGCGAGUUCGUUUGGAAGGGCGCGGCUUUGUGCCUAGGAAGGGCGCUUUCAAGGGAGAGAGCUCGUCCACGGAACACGCGGCGCACACUCUGCACAAAGGAGGACACGAGUGGAGGAUCAGAGGAAAUCGAGAACUAAAAGAAGUCUAUAAGCAACC